This is a messenger RNA of Penicillium cataractarum, 1050 nucleotides long. Its product is annotated as N-terminal C2 domain-containing protein. NCBI's taxonomy places the organism in Eukaryota, Fungi, Ascomycota, Eurotiomycetes, Eurotiales, Aspergillaceae. The transcript is spliced from 5 exons. Bases 1 to 1050 code for a protein of 349 amino acids. The record is from RefSeq and is a predicted model, not a curated record.
AUGCAGGCAUUCGUCCCUAAAAACAGGAGGCCCAGAUUUGAGGUUGUCCUCAGGAUAAACGACAUCAACAAUGUCCCUCUGGGCAACGGCACUGUUUGGGUGCGUUGGCGCCUGCCAUCAUCUAGUGCCACUGAAAAUCAGGGUCAUACCGAGAAAGCGCCUCUAUCUGAUCACCGUGCCUACUGGAAUUAUGAGAAGGCUCUCCACGUAAGACUCACUAUUGACCGAAACUCCAUGCUUCAGGAGUGUGAGAUCAAUUUUGAGAUCAUUCAAGAGUUUCAUUCUUCUCCUUCCAACGAGAAGAAUGUGCUGGGGAAAAUCAAGCUGAAUCUUGCCGAAUAUGUGGACAAGGUUGAUGAAGAUGAAGGCGUUGUCAGGCGAUACUUGAUGUCGGACUGUAAAGUUAAUAGCACCGUCAAGAUUGGCAUCGCUAUUCGCCAAGUUGAAGGGGAUCGCAGUUUCACCACGCCACCUCUCAAGUCUGCUACCGUCUUUGGGGGAAUUGCAAGAGUCGUCCACUCUGCCGAACCGGGUGACUCGGAGGAACUCGGACAUCUUCCAUCCAUCAACACCAAGAGCAGAGAAGUGGCUGAUAUGCAAGACAUGUAUCGCCGCACUCUCGCAGCAUCAUGGACCUCUCGGGCCCGUGAUCUGCCCGCAGAUAAGCUGGUCGAGGAACUCUUUGCGGGGAGUUCCUGCUGGAACAAUGAAUCCCACAAUAACCAGUACGAGUCUUAUCCAGACCGCCAUAAUGAUCAUCUCACGGCAGAGGCUGCAGCUCAGCAACCACGUUCCGGGAAACAGCUGUCGCCAAGCUUUGAGAGGCGCUCUAAGAGCGGUUCGAGUAACCAUUCACAAGGUAGUGGAAAGACACUCGACUCGCAUUCUACUCUCGUCAACCCGCAGAAGGGUGGCAGCAUCGAGCAGCAACUUUAUGAUGGGGCGAAAGGACGGGGCUGGAAGCACCGGCAUGCUGAGCACGAACUGUCUGAGUUUGACGUGAGAGAAGAUUUACGGAGCUGGGACAUUACAGCAAAGGAUGAGCAAUAA